Prunus armeniaca (apricot) is the source of this 468-nucleotide messenger RNA. The record is from the annotation of a GenBank genome assembly. NCBI's taxonomy places the organism in Eukaryota, Viridiplantae, Streptophyta, Magnoliopsida, Rosales, Rosaceae.
AUGGAAAACGGUACGACCAUCGCCGCGGUGCCGAGAGUGGCUGUGGUGGUGUUUCUGUUGAGAGGGAAAGCGGUGCUGUUGGGACGGCGGCGAUCCUCUGUGGGCGAUUCCACCUUUGCCCUCCCUGGUGGCCACCUCGAAUUUGGAGAGAGCUUUGAGGAGUGUGCGGUGAGAGAAUUGAAGGAAGAAACUGGUCUGGACAUUGACAAGAAGAGGAUGGAGUUGCUGACGGUCACAAACAAUGUGUUCUCAGAGCAGCCUAAGCCGUCUCAUUACGUGACGGUUUUCAUGCGUGGAGUUUGGGCAGAUGGCGAUGAUCAAUUGCCCCAAAAUCUUGAGCCCACCAAGUGUGACGGUUGGGAUUGGUACGAUUGGGCCAACCUCCCUGAACCCCUCUUUUGGCCUUUGGAGAAGAUGGUGAAGAGUGGCUUUAACCCUUUUCCCAAUUCACCACAAGAAGAAGAAUAA